AUGCCUCUUAUGAAUUCCGAGACGCGAGAAAUCCUGCUCUUUGCAAUGCGCGAACACCAGCGCAUCUUGGAAGAACAGACCAGGGCGAUGAGGCGAACUUUGGAGGUGCAGUCGCAGGCAAUGCAGCACACCAUCGAGACACAAGGCCGCCAAGUCACGCGCCUGAUCGCUUUUGGCGGCCUGACCGCAAUCUUCUCGAAGUUCUGGCAAGACAUUCCCAUCUGGCUUCGGGACAAGCGCUGGUCGAUUGCUGCUGCUUACGGCCUAGGUGUCGUGCGCUCACAUUCCUGGGGCGGUUUCUGCUAUCUGCGACAGCUGGCACCUGGAAUUGUUUUCAUUGGACAACUCGGGGUCAACACAGCAGCCGAGGUCACUGCUGGAGUGGUUGGCAUCUUCAGGGAUGUGUCAGGCUGUAAAGCAGUGCGUCUUUACUUGAAUAAGGAGUCCAUGGCAAGCAAAGCGAGAUCACAUGUUUUCCAUGCCGCUCACUUGCCAAAAGCUCUGAAGGGCAUCGGCUGUGUCGACAAAAGCAUCAAGGUGGAGCGGGCCCGCUCGGACAAGACAGGAAACAGAGUCGAGGCCCUUGCCAACUUUGGAGCCUUUGACGCCACAGGGUCAAGCGCCUUCGCCUCAGUUACAUGUGCCUGCAAGAAAUAUGAUUGGUGCGAGAAUGAACGAAACGACAGGCCCGGGUCCUCAAGCACUCCAACGGCUUGUGCGCUUCUGGCUCGGCAUGUGGUCAGUGUUGGCGUGGAUUGCCAUACGGAUGAAGUCGUAGAUUUGCAGCUCGUGCGCCGCAUUGUAAGGUUUCUCACCUGUCGUGUUUUGAAAUUUGGCAAGGAGGCCACAAUGCUUGUGGGAGACGGAGAGGCCCUGCCUGCGCGAUCCCAGACACUGCCGCAGCAAGCGGCCCUGUUCCGGAAGCACGUAGUGGGCACCGACCUCUUCUUGCUGCAGCACAUUGACACACAGAAGUGUGUCGUUCCGUAUGGCGCUGCGGACAGGCCAUCUGACGGCACGCCCUUGACGAUCCAUCAGGACUGCAACCCGGGGCGCAUGAGCUUGCGAUUUCAGACCUCGAAAGCAGCCUCGAGCCGAGCGGUGCCUCUGGAGACGAGGGCCUACAGCGUGGACAGCGUGGAGAGCGUUCCGCUCUCGCACUCUCAGGGCUCUCAGAGCUCCCAGGGCUUUCAGAGCCCUCAGAGCCCUCAGAGUUUUCAGAGCUCUCAGGGCUCUCAGGGCCCUCCGAGCCCUCAGGGCCCUCCGAGCCCUCAGGGCUCUCAGAGCUCUCAGGCCCAGGCUGGAGAUGUCGUUGUGUCUCAGUGGCCGUGUGACAGUGUUUGUCAGUGCUUGACAGUGUUUGACGGCGCUCCUACGUGGUGUUGCAGGCUGCCACAACCCUCGUGCACUUGA
Molecule: messenger RNA, 1413 nt
Organism: Symbiodinium natans
Lineage: Eukaryota; Dinophyceae; Suessiales; Symbiodiniaceae
Source: the annotation of a GenBank genome assembly